Molecule: messenger RNA, 1752 nt
Organism: Tachysurus vachellii
Lineage: Eukaryota; Metazoa; Chordata; Actinopteri; Siluriformes; Bagridae
Gene: aarsd1
Product: alanyl-tRNA synthetase domain containing 1
Exons: 12
Coding region: 93-1331 (412 amino acids)
Biological process (GO): alanyl-tRNA aminoacylation; regulation of translational fidelity
Molecular function (GO): alanine-tRNA ligase activity; ATP binding; nucleic acid binding
Source: RefSeq, a predicted model, not a curated record
GGCUUUUAUUUUGAAACAUUUCUCUCUGCGCCAUAUUGACGUUUCCCCUGUGGGUCAUUCAGUAACGCUGAGCUUGUUUUUCACUGUAAAACAUGGCUUUUCAGUGUCAGAGGGAUAGUUAUAUGCAAGAACUUGUCACCUCAGUGGUGUCCUGUUCACCCACCGAACUCAAGCUGGACAACAACGGCAAGAAAGAAAAAGUGAAGGGCUUUAAUGUGAUAUUAAAAGACACCAUUCUGUUCCCUGAGGGAGGUGGACAGCCUGAUGACUAUGGAACCAUUGAGGAUCUGGAGGUGUUGCGAGUGUUGAGGCAAGGAGCAGAAGCCGUUCACUUUGUCAGCUCAGCGUUAGAGGACGGCCGUGCAGUUAGGCUCAAGGUGGACUGGGAGCGUAGGUUCGAUCACAUGCAGCAGCAUACAGGCCAACAUUUGAUCACUGCCUUAGCAGACACAAUGUUCGGAUACAAAACUACCUCAUGGGAUUUGGGCCGUCAGCGCAGCAGUAUUGAGUUGGAUACGUGCUCCGUGAAACCGGGAGAGAUGGAAGCACUGGAGGAUGCGGUCAACGACAGGAUCCGUGCUCAUAUCCCAGUCAUCGUGCGCCUCCUGUCCUUAGACGACCCUGAUGUGGAAAAGGUAAGGAGCAGAGGGCUUCCUGAUGAUCAUGCUGGACCAAUUAGGAUCAUCGAUAUUGAGGGAGUAGAUGCCAAUAUGUGCUGUGGGACCCAUGUAUCCAAUCUCAGUCACCUACAGGUGAUUAAGAUUCUCGGGACAGAGAAAGGGAAGAAGAACAAGACCAACUUAAUUUUCAUAGCCGGAAACAGAGUCCUGAGAUACGCAGAGAAAAGCUACAACACGGAAAAGUCGCUGACGUCACUGCUGAAAACAGGGCCAGAUGAACAUGUUGAUGCUGUGGACAAACUGCAGAAAACAGUCAAGCGCCUUCAGAAGAGUAACCUCACUGUCAUCAGGGACAUGGCCGUUCUUAUAGCACACAACUUUAAGAGCCAGCCAGAGAGAGGAAACUUCUUCAGUUUGCACAACAAGGACGGGGACAACGAGUUCAUGAACAUCAUUGCCAAUGAGAUUGGAUUUCAGGAGACAGUUAUUUUUCUGACAGUCGGGGAAGAGAAAGGCGCAGGACUGUUUCUGCUCGCAGGUCCUGAGAACAUCAUAACUGAAGUGGGGCAACGGGUAGCGGAGCUGCUACAGGGGAAAGGUGCAGGAAAGAACGGGCGUUUCCAAGGCAAGGCCAGCAGCCUGGCGAAGAGAGCCGAGGUUGAGGCUUUGCUUCGGGAACACAGCCGCCGGCGCUCAGAAGGAGAGGAGUGAGAGAUGAGCAGGUAGAUCCUGGUGCUCUCACGGCCUACGGCACACCAAGCUUCAGCUGGACUGACGACCGACUCGCUUUAAACACAUCAUGACAAAUUAGAAUCCUAACUAUUUUAACUACUACAACUUUAUUUGUUAAACGGCUUGAUCUUUGUGUUAAUUGGCAGUCUAAAUUAAAUCAGGUUUAUUUAUGAAGCAUCAAACCCCUAAUCUCUGGGUUCCCACCUUCACCUUGUGUGUGUGGCAUUGCAUGCCACAUCAAGAAAUAGACUUCCCUGGGAUAGACUUCAGGUUCCUUGGAUGUCAUCAGAAUUUGUCUCUUUUUUAUUCUCAACUUGAUCAAAAGAUUAACGCUUGAUUUAUUUUCUGUGCUAAUUUUCGGACAGUGCUGCCGACUGUAAUUAAAAAUCACAUUUAUACA